Clonostachys rhizophaga is the source of this 1560-nucleotide messenger RNA. Lineage: Eukaryota; Fungi; Ascomycota; Sordariomycetes; Hypocreales; Bionectriaceae. The record is from the annotation of a GenBank genome assembly.
AUGGCUAGCGAGCUUCGCACCGAGGGCACCUCUGUUGACAAGAAGAGGUCUGCCAAUGACAUUGUUAUCAGUACAGCUAGCAAUGGCGACAAUCGGGUUACCGACAUUGGCAAUGGAGCCACAUCCAAGCUCGAACGAAACUUCAACGUCUGGUCACUGCUGUUCAUGUCAUUCUGUACCAGUGUGACGUGGGAAGCCGCAUCAUCCGCUGUAGCCCAGGCCUUGACGAGUGGCGGCAGCUCCAGCUUCGUUUGGGGAUUUGCCGCCUCAGCCGUAGGAGCAUUCGCGGUGGGCUUGUGCAUCUCCGAGUACUCGAGCAUGAUUCCCACCGCUGGAGGCCAGCACCAUUAUGUUGCUGAGUUGGCGCCUGCCAAGUACCGAAGGAUUCUCUCUUGGUACACAGGUUGGGUCACAAUUUUUGGCUGGAUCUUCUGCGUCACCGCUGGCAUCUUUGCUACUGCCAUGCAGAUCCAGUCCUGGGCCAUCUUGUUCAGCGAGGGCUAUGUAUAUGAGAGAUGGCACACAUCUUUGAUUGUCAUUGGACUGGCCACCUUGUACACCGUAUUCUCUAUCUUUGAGAUCAAACGCCUGCAUUAUAUGAUGUUCGUAGCCAUGUUUUGUCACGUCGUUGGGUAUUUCGCUACCGCAAUCUAUCUACUGGUACAUGUGAAUCCAAAAAACACUGCCCAAUAUGUUUUUGCAGACUUCACAAAUCUCAGUGGUUGGGAGAGCCCUGGAUCAAUUGGCCUGAUGAGCUCAGCGAUUGGUUUCGUUGGCUGGGAUAGCUCAGCUCACUUGGCCGAGGAGAUGGUCAACGUUUCAAGAGACCUGCCUAGAACUAUGAUUGCGAACAUCGGUAUCAGCGGACUGUUGACAUUCCCUUGGGUCAUUGCAGUUGCGUUCUGUAUGACUGAUAUACAGGGAAUGGUAACUGGACCAGUUGGUACCAUCAGCCCCUUCGCCCAGCUGUACUACAAUGAGUCUGGAGGUAGUCAGGCAGUCACCAUUGGCAUGACUUGUAUCCUUCCCGUCAUGGGGUUUUUGGGAACCGGAGCCAGUGUCAUAUCAGCUACCUCCAGGAUCAUCUGGCCCUUUGCGAGAGAUCCGCGCAGUCUGGCUGGGGUAGACGAUCGACAGAAAGUGCCCGUUCGCGCCCUGAUCGUAACAUGCGUGACCAUUUCAGCUCUCAGCUUGACAUACAUAGGAAACUCAACCGCGUAUUGCGGAAUCAGCUCGGCUUGCACGGUCAUGCUCUUGAUCUCAUACGGAAUACCCACUCUGAUCAACAGCCUGUGGGGGUUCAAGAAAUGUUCUGUGCCAAGGGGUGUUUUCACUCUCGGACGUUGGCACCGCCCGGUAGCAAUCUUUGCCUCAGCUUGGGUUGGAUACCUUGUUACCUUCUUCUGCUUCCCGACCACGCUGCCCAUCACGGCCGCGACCAUGAAUUACGCAGUACUGUUACUCGCUUUCUGGAUUGUUGUGGCUACAGCUACUUGGUUUAUGUAUGGAAAGACAAAGUUCUCUGGGCUCCGGUCUGAGGUCAUUGAUGAGUUGAACUAG